CCCAGUCCAAGUGGCAAAGGGAAGUUGGCAAAGAGAACAGUGAACUUGUUACCACAGUUGUCUCAGGCAAGAUCUAAACCACUGUGGCAGCAGACUUGUCCCUCAUUCCAUCUGAGCAAAGAACAGAAGGAUGACGAGUCAGAUGAGUUUACUUUAAAAAAUGAAUGUUCACCUGGAGAAUGCUUAAAGCUGAGAUGCAAGAAACACAAGAUACAGGAUUCUAGAGAUAAUGAACCAGGUGCUGGACCAUCAACUUCUACACUGCAGAGCAGCAGUCAUCUGAAAAAAACCCAUGAAAGUUUUAGAAGUGCUCUUGUUCACAUUAUAUUACAGCAAGACCUUAAUGAAGAUCAGCUUCCAUCCCUUGAUGGAACCCAGCCUCCAGGAGCAGAUUCUUCUACACCAAUAGAGAAAGAUAUUUUGAAAUACUAUUAUUACAUUCGCCAUGGAAUCGAUACAGCAAAUGUGGCCCCAAUGGAUGAAUCAUGGCUAGAUCACAUCUUAGCUUUAAUUCCACAUCAUCUGAAAGUGUAUGAUGAAAUUAUACAUUCACUGACUGAUGAAAUGAAAGAAGACUAUCUUCUGAGUAUAAAAAAAGCUAUAGUUGACUUUGUUUUAAGAGACACCAGGGAAAAAGAUGAAGACAAGAAGAAAGAUCUUCUUCUACCUCAUCGUGCAGAAAUAGAAGUAGUGCCAAAACCUUGGAACAAGUCUUUCUUGUCAGCAUGCAGUUACAUGAAAAAAAACCUGCAUACAAUAAAUCCUUCAAUGCUUGCUGUUCUGAACUUAUGGGAGACCUCAUUUAAAAAUUUACGCCUUAUUGAUACAGAAAUACUUCACAAUAAACAAGAAGCUGAGGAACUCUUAUGUUUCCAGAAUAAAGUCAUGAAUGAAAUUGGAAAAUCCAAAGUGAUUCUAUCUAAGAAGUGGUUUCCAGAAGUGCAGAAAAUCUUUUACCAAGGUAAUAAACGAAAACAAGUACCCAGCAAUGCCAGCAUCACUAAAUUAGAGUCUUUCUUUGGUUGUGCUGCCACUUUGAUGACUCAUCAACUGCAACAGUUACUUUUACAUUCAAUUCAAGACUUCACAGAUUUAAUUGUUCAACCUGCAAAAUCAGUCCAAGCCUACAAACACCCAGGUUUCAUCCUGAGGCUAAUCCUUGAGAAUGACGGUAUUAAAUUUGAACAUGACUUUAAUGACUAUGAGGAUAUAUUACUGAAUGUUUAUACUGUUAUGAUUCAAGCUGUCAGUGAUAUACCAAGAAUUGAGACGAAAUUAUUUUCUAAGUGGCCACAAGGUGAGUUCUCGUCAACUGUCUUGAAGCCUGUUAUCCUAGAUGAGAUCUUGGAUGAACAUAAGAAAAGGAUCAGAGAAGAAAUUAUCAAAGAAAGUGCUGCACCUGUGGAACAUCUCAAGCUGUAUGAUAAGUACAGCUUCCUGAUAAACAAACAAGCCGAACAAGAUAUCGAUCGAUUCCUGACAGAGGAACAUAACUUUGAAGAAAUGAAAAGGGAAAUUAUAAAGUACCAGAAACUUGCUAAGGAAAUAAAAUAUAAUUCUAGGAAGUAUCUCCGCCUAGGAAUGUUUGAAUUGCAUUGUGAUGAAUUAAUAAGUGCUUUGGUAAAGCGAGCAGAUAAUAUUUGUGAAAAAGUUAUUUCCAAAAUGUUGAAAGAUCAUCAAGACAUAAAUGUGAGACUAUGCGAUGAGUUUGAGAGAAUAUCAGAAAAAGCCCUUACUACUCCGUCUAAUACACAGGAACUAAUGGAACUUAAGGCCUGUAUGCAGAAAAUGCAAAAGUGUGACAUGCUUGAAUUGGAGCAGAAAUUAGUGGAUGCAGUAAAUUGUGUUGAUUUCCUGAUAGAAUGUGUCAACUUUUCACCAGCAGACAUUCAACUGAACAGUGAUGUUUUCCAAUGGUAUGCACGAAUGCCAGAUGUCUUUGAGGAGCACAGAAAGAUAAUUAAAGAAAAAACAGAGCAAUUUCAAGAUGGCCUUAAGAUACGCUGUGAACAAUUUGUUGAGGAACUGAAAAGCUACUCUAAGCAGGUUGAAGAACUUAGCACAUUGGGAGAUAUUCAGGAAGUCAACAGGUAUUUGAAGAAAGCUCAGGCAUUAAAUACAAAAUUGGAUCUUGCUGCUGAAAAGAUUGAUCAAUUUAAUUCAGAAGAAGAGUCCUUUGGAUGGCCAGUAUCUCAGUACCCUCAGCAUAAAAACCUCCGGAAUACUCUUGCUCCAUAUCUUUGCCUCUAUGAUAUGACUGUUGAAUUCAACAGAAAACACAAAGACUGGACAGAGGGAUCACUUACAGAAGUGGAUCCAGACAAAGUAGAGGUAGAUGUAGGAAACUACUGGCAUGGACUGUAUAAACUAGAAAAAGCCUUCCACAAUUCUCCAAAUGCGUUAACAAUAGCAAGACAGGUUAAAUCAAAAGUGGAGGAAUUCAGAUGCCACAUUCCUCUAAUCCAAGUGAUUUGCAAUCCUGGUUUGCAAGAAAGACACUGGGAAGAGAUGUCAAAAAUUGCUGGUUUACCACUGUCUCCUUCUGAAGACUCAAAUGUCUUAUCAUAUAUUAACUUGCAUCUUGAACAGUUCCUAGAAAAGUUUGAGACCAUCAGUGAAACAGCCAGUAAAGAACAUUCACUUGAGAAAGCUUUAACAAAAAUGAUUUCUGAAUGGGAUCAAAUGGAAUUCACUCUUCUUGCCUACAGAGAAACAGGAACCCAUAUUUUGUCAUCUGUAGAUGAUAUUCAGAUGUUAUUGGAUGACCACAUUGUCAAAACUCAGACUAUGAGAGGAUCUCCAUUCAUUAAGCAUUGUGAAAAUAGAAUAAGGGAAUGGGAAGGAAAGCUAUUAUUGGUACAGGAGAUCCUGGAUGAAUGGCUGAAGGUUCAGGCUACUUGGCUUUAUUUAGAGCCAAUUUUCAGUUCUCCUGACAUCAUGGCUCAGAUGCCCGAGGAAAGUAGACGAUUCAGUUCUGUCGUUAGGAUAUGGAAAGACUUAAUGAAAGCAGUUUUUCAGGGCAAGGGUGUGCUGACAGUAGUAAUAAUAGACAAGAUGUUGGAAAAACUGAGGAAGUGCAAUGAAUUUCUGGAGCUAAUUCUCAAGGGACUUAAUGAAUACCUAGAGAAGAAGCGCCUGUUUUUCCCCAGAUUCUUUUUUUUAUCUAAUGAUGAACUGCUUGAAAUUCUUUCAGAGACCAAAGAUCCUACUCGAGUACAACCUCACUUGAAAAAGUGUUUUGAAGGAAUUGCAAGAGUGGAAUUUACUGAGGUAUUAGAUAUUACACAUAUUAAAAGUAGUGAAGGAGAGACUGUGGAACUCGUAGAGACAAUCUCGACAUCAGAAGCUAGAGGUCAAGUUGAAAAGUGGCUGGUUGAACUGGAAGCAGCUAUGCUGAAGUCUGUCCACAAGGUCAUUGGAUGUGCACUUGAAGCUUAUCCAAAAACUCCACGUGUUAAUUGGGUAAGGGAGUGGCCUGGACAAACAAUUCUUUGUGUAUCGCAAACUUUCUGGACAAUGCAAGUGCAGAUGUCUAUUAGAAAUGGCCAAAUGGCACUAGAAGAUUUUCUGGAACAGAAUAAUAGACAGAUUGAGGACAUUGUCACCUUGGUACGAGGAAAGCUGUCUAAGCAGAAUCGAGUGACUCUAGGAGCACUUGUUGUGCUUGAUGUUCAUGCUAGGGAUGUUCUUGCAUCUCUAGUAAGCAAGAAAGUCAAAGAUGAGAGUGACUUUGAAUGGUUAAGUCAGCUUAGGUACUACUGGGAGGAAGGGCAUCUGCAAACAAAGAUGAUCAAUGCUGGACUGAGGUAUGGAUAUGAAUAUCUUGGCAAUACCCCUAGGCUGGUUAUUACUCCACUUACAGACAGAUGCUACAGAACCCUAUUUAGUGCACUACACCUACAUCUUGGAGGUGCCCCUGAAGGUCCUGCUGGAACUGGAAAAACAGAAACUACAAAAGAUUUAGCAAAGGCUGUAGCAAAACAGUGUGUGGUUUUCAAUUGUUCUGAUGGAUUGGAUUACCUUGCCUUGGGAAAAUUUUUUAAGGGUUUGUUGUCUUGUGGGGCAUGGGCUUGCUUUGAUGAAUUCAACAGGAUUGAUUUGGAAGUACUCUCUGUGGUUGCUCAGCAGAUUUUUACUAUCCAAAGAGGCAUUAAUUCUGGAUCUUAUUUAAUAGUAUUUGAAGGAACUGAACUAAAACUGAACCCUACAUGUGCUGUAUUCAUUACCAUGAAUCCUGGUUAUGCUGGGCGCUCGGAGCUUCCUGAUAAUCUUAAGGCUCUCUUCAGAACAGUAGCUAUGAUGGUUCCUGAUUAUGCCAUGAUUGCAGAGAUUGUUCUGUAUUCUUGUGGUUUUGUCACUGCUCGACCUCUGUCUGUAAAGAUUGUAGCUACGUAUCGUCUGUGUUCAGAGCAGUUGUCAUCUCAGCACCAUUAUGAUUAUGGAAUGAGAGCUGUGAAGUCAGUACUCACUGCUGCUGGCAACCUGAAGCUGAAAUAUCCAUUGGAAGAUGAAGAAAUUUUGCUCCUUAGGUCCAUUACAGAUGUCAACCUGCCUAAAUUCUUGUCUCAUGAUUUACCACUUUUUGAGGGUAUUACUUCUGAUUUGUUUCCUGGUGUGAAGCUACCAAAACCAGACUACAAUGACCUAUUGGAAGCCAUCAAAACAAACUGUGAUGCUAUGAAUUUGCAAAUGACCGACGUAUUUACUAUGAAGAUCCUGCAGAUAUAUGAGAUGAUGAUUGUGCGUCAUGGCUUUAUGAUAGUUGGAGCGCCUUUUGGGGGAAAGACAUGUGCGUAUAGAGUUCUGGCAGGAGCACUGGGAGACAUAUGUGAGAAG
Messenger RNA from Balearica regulorum gibbericeps (East African grey crowned-crane), 4836 nucleotides. The record is from RefSeq and is a predicted model, not a curated record. NCBI's taxonomy places the organism in Eukaryota, Metazoa, Chordata, Aves, Gruiformes, Gruidae.